CGCGAUCUUGUACGUCACAGACGAUUUCCAUCAAACGCAGUACAAGAUGUCUGUCUAGCGAAGCUGGUUAUCAAAACAAAAAGUGUCCACAUUUGAAAAUCCGGAAUUACCUACGACGGACGACCAGAUAAGAACCACCGAAAUGAGUCUCAAAAUCGACAUCAGCGUGUGCCGGGUUUGCUGCACAUCCGACGCGUCGCACUCGAUCCUGAAGUACGCCCAAAAGUUCCACUACUGCACGGCGAUUGAGGUGGCGGAGAACGAUGGACUUCCGGACAAGAUAUGCCAGACGUGUCUGGAUCGGAUGAAGAUCGCCGUCGAGUUCAAGAAGAAGAGCGAAUCCUCCGACCGGCAGCUGAAAAGUUUUAUUAGCAAUGUGAACAAUCAGUUCUUGGCGCUGGGUGGUUCCAGCUCCGCGGCGGCUAAAUUGGACGAAGAUGAAGAGGCUGCUGAGCCACCGAAGGUAGCCAUGGUUGUGAUUCCUUCGGAAGAUAGCGAUGUGAUCGAGCGGAAGUUGGUUUGCGAGAAAUCCGCCGAGCCGGAACCGGACCUGAAAGCGACGGUAGAAGCAGAUCCGCUUCCUAGUGCUACCUCCGAGUCGGAACCGGAGCCGCCGCCGGAACAGGAACCGGAAAAGUUCCGUGCCGUUGCGGUGAUUCAGGAAAAGCCGCCGGUUAUUAAACCAGAAAGGGAACUCUAUGAAGUGGUGGAGCUAGAGUACGAGGAUACCUAUGUCCAGGAGGAGGAGGAGGAACAAGAGGAAGUAGAGGAGCAUGUGGAAAUGGAAGUGGAGGAACAUCAACCGGAACGGCAGCAACCUGCAUCGGAAUCCGGGGAUUCCUCGGAACAGGUUAUAUACAUCGGAUUCACGUCAGACUUUCCGGACCAGGAAGAAGAGGAGGGGGAAGGUGUGACCCAUUCGGAAUCGCACGGUGAGGGCUCCGAUCGACAGGUAGAAUUUUCUCAAGUGGCAAGAAAACCAUCAAAAACAGCGAACGUGAUCACUUUUCAUCAGCAGGACAGCGUGGACAACAAAUGGCCGGAGGCGGCCAAAUUCGAGUGUGUUGAGUGCUCGAAAUCGUUUUCCACCAAAACGAAUCUGAAUCGACACGUGCAGACCCACAAUGGAAACAAACCUUUUGUGUGUCCUCUGUGCAGUAAGGGUUUCACCCAGGGUGGCUCGCUCAAGCAGCAUCUACUCAUCCACCAGAAUCUGCGUCCGUACGUCUGCACGGCGUGUGGCCAAGCGUUCACCCAGGCCAAAUCCCUAACGUUUCACAUGCGGCGGCACACCAACGAGAAACCGUUCGUAUGUCCGCACUGUUCGUACGCAUUUCGCCAGAAGGAUGGCCUCAAACGGCACCUGAUGGUGAAGCACACGGAAACCGACGCGCGGCAGUUCGAUUGCGAUCAGUGCGGGAAGGCUUUCAAGACGCGGUAUGCCCUUUCGAUGCACCGGAAGCGGCACGACAAUGGCAUGCUGACGGCGACCGUCCGCGAAAGGUAAGUGGCGAGAGGAGAGAGAAAGUGAGUGGCAUGAUUUUCGGAUUAGAUGACUAGUUUUUUUUAACUAAGAAAUCGUAUUUAAAAUUAAGUACAACAAUCGUA
Messenger RNA from Aedes albopictus (Asian tiger mosquito), 1608 nucleotides. RefSeq names its product zinc finger and SCAN domain-containing protein 2-like. Gene Ontology annotation, cellular component: nucleus. Gene Ontology annotation, biological process: regulation of transcription by RNA polymerase II. Bases 143 to 1507 code for a protein of 454 amino acids. Gene Ontology annotation, molecular function: DNA-binding transcription factor activity, RNA polymerase II-specific; zinc ion binding. NCBI's taxonomy places the organism in Eukaryota, Metazoa, Arthropoda, Insecta, Diptera, Culicidae. The transcript is spliced from 3 exons. The record is from RefSeq and is a predicted model, not a curated record.